Molecule: messenger RNA, 1385 nt
Organism: Centropristis striata (black sea bass)
Lineage: Eukaryota; Metazoa; Chordata; Actinopteri; Perciformes; Serranidae
Product: complement C1q-like protein 3
Exons: 5
Coding region: 292-963 (223 amino acids)
Molecular function (GO): protein binding
Source: RefSeq, a predicted model, not a curated record
AAAAAUCACUUCGUCACGAUCGGCUAUGUUUUUUGUUUGCAUUUGGCUCAGUGCACCUGCAACGCUUUGAGGUCAUAAGUUGGACAUUUCAACUGGGAAAUUUCCGACCUUAAACUUUGACUGUUACGCAACUUUGGGAAAAGGGAAUUCCCUCUCUUUACAUAUCCAAGCCAUAGACUGUAUAAGCGCAGAAGUGAACGACUAUUGAAAGAUACCUGUGCAGGUUUCAAAUCCCUCCACCACUCUCCAGCAGGAAGGUUCAAGAAAAACAAGUACAUUUCCAGGACAACAAUGAGGGCUGCUGUUGUUGGUUUGCUGCUGCUGCUGCUCGGUCUGUGUGGGUCAGGAGCUCAGGGGGAGGUUCAGGACACCGUUCAGACCGCAAAGCAAAACACACCUGACAUCUGGGCGGAGAUCAGGGCUCUAAGAGUUAUGUUGGUGGAGCUCAAGAAAGAGAAUUCGGACUUGCAGUCCAGAGUGAGCAGCAGUGAGAGUGAACUUCUCCUGAGCAAGUCCAGGAUUGAGCAGCUGGAGAUGGAAAAAGGAGAGAGACCAAAGGUGGCCUUCUUCACAUCUCUGCUCAAUAAUGGAUCGGCGUAUGUUGGACCAUACAACACAGACAUCACGCUGAAAUACAACAAAGUCUUCACCAACUUUGGCGACGCUUACAAUCCAGCUACAGGUUUCUUCACAGCACCAGUCAGAGGAGUAUACUACUUCCAGUUCACUAUGUGUGGUCAUCGCACAGGUUACAUGGGUGUACAUGUGUACAAGAACAACCAGAGGAUCAUGUAUAAUUUGGAGAACAAGGAAGAAGAGGGUUAUGAGUAUAUGACUAACUCUGUUGUCUUGGAGCUGAUGGCAGGAGAUGAAAUCCACCUGGUUCUCCCAAAGACCUUUUCUCUCUAUGAGAACGAAUACAGCCAGAACACGUUCAGUGGCUCACUCCUCUUCACACUGUGAGGAAGUCCUUUAGGCUGCUGUGUGACUCAUUAUUGGCUACACUGUGAUUUACUGCAUGUGUCAAAUAAUGCAAUUCUGCAAUAACUAUGAAAUAAUCAGAAAAUAACAUUUUAUCCCACUGAUUCACCACUUUGUUCUCACUAACAGUGGUGCCUCACCUCAGAGGAGACCUAACAUAUCAGUCUUUAACAUGUAAUAAUUAAUGGUAAUUCUCUUCCAAUUCUCAUUUUAGCCUUCAUUUAAAUCAAGUUUGCUUCAUAGAUGAAAGGAUUUCUGUUCUGAAACCUGUUUGCUGUUGUCUCCAGGCAGACAAACAUUAACAAUUCCAUUUCGAACAUAGACUGUAUAUAUGGAAAUAUAUAUGUGCGUGUACAAAUUGUGUUUGUGUUUGUACAAAUAAAUAAAUAAAUGCAUUUUUAGCA